Messenger RNA from Dicentrarchus labrax (European seabass), 2950 nucleotides. It is a transcript of the gene tmem44, whose product is annotated as transmembrane protein 44. NCBI's taxonomy places the organism in Eukaryota, Metazoa, Chordata, Actinopteri, Moronidae. The record is from RefSeq and is a predicted model, not a curated record. The coding region runs from base 88 to 1461 and encodes 457 amino acids. The transcript has 10 exons.
GUGUGUGUGUGUGUGUGUGUGUGUGCAAGGCUUCUCAAGGCUUUUUUUUCUCUAGUAUUACGAAAUGUAAACGUAUUCACGGAUAAUAUGGAGGGACGUGCAUUUAUCCUGGACGGUCCAGCAAGAGGAAAUCCCAACACUUUCCUGUCCAGUCUGGUUGAAUUUUGCGUGGAUUCGGUCUCUACCUGUUUCUCCCAUGACGCAGACAAACUUUGCGUCCCCAUCGGCCUCAGCUUUCUGUCCGCGCUGCUCUUACUGCUCUCAUGCUUUCUGCUCCUGUGUCAGGGGUGCAAAUGUCUGAGACAAAAUCCGGGAGAAACAAUCACCUUCCUCUACAGCCUCCUCGGUAACCUGUGCAGCACGGUUGGAGCCAUUCUGUCCAGGCAGCUGCAUAUUCAGGUUUUAAUAGGUGCUGUUGCUGCUGCUGUGGAUGCUGUGCAUUUUAUUGCUUGCUUCCCUCUCCUGUGCUGGAACUCAAAGGCAGAGAGGAGGCUGAGGAUGAUGAGGGCGCGGAGGAGGCAGCACCUUCUCGCAGUGUGUGUACUGAUGGUGGUUGCAGGAGGUUUUCUGAAGUCCAGGGUCACUCACCGCCCAGCUGACGGGCAAUUCAGUGGGAGGAGACUGCUGCACGUCACACUCCAAGACAACACUGAAAUCCUGGGUUACGUACUUGGCCUCCUUUCCUUUGUCAUCGCCUGUACCUCCAGGUUUCCUGCACUCCGCAGAGCUUACAGAGGACAGAUGUUGACCCGGGCCUACAUGUUCUCUGGACUGCUGUGCUCACUGGCGGGUGCCCUCUAUGCUGCUGCCAUACUCCUCUAUGACACUCAGCUUGGGUUUCUUUUGAAAGUCAUGCCGUGGUUGCUGUCAACAAUAUGCUGUGUCACCCUGGACCUUCUUAUUCUAGUCAUUCAUUGGUGCAGAAGAGGAACCAGACAGCAGCUUACCAGUUUUUCUGCAGACACAGAGAGCCUUUUAGGUGGCUCACGCAUCCCCACUGAGGAUAAGGGUAUCAUGGAAAGACAGAGAAAGCAGCAAGUUCAUUCUUCAGCACAAACAAAAACAAAAAAAGGCCAGAAGAUGACUGAGAUGGGCCGUUAUAUGGAUGUCAGUGUUCAACCAGCAAGAAAAAUAUGCCUUAAGGAGGUGUUGUCCAAGGAGGAGGUGAAGGACCGGCGUCUCAACAGGAAUGUGCAAGUGACCAGAGUCGACAGAUUCUGCUCCUCAGAUACAUCCCAUGAUUCUUCACUAGUCAGCUCCGAUCUGGAGUGGGAUUUUGAAGAGGCAACUGCCCAGUGGAGUGAAGCAAUGGCAAAACAACAGCACCCUCUACUACAAGGGUGGCCAGCAAACCACACACCCUGUAAGAUCUGCAUCUGUGCCAUGUCUAGACUCUCACAGAAAACUCCAUCUGGUACAGAAGAGGGUGAGAGAGUCUUCUCUCCAAGCGUAGCAAAAUGACAAAUGCAUUUUGCUCUCAGUUAAUAAUGUGAUACACAUCUGGUGCAUUAAUUUGAGGGGGGGUAAUAAAAGAAAGUGUAAACACUGACCUGUCAUCUGUGUUGUCUUACUGCACUGUAACUGCCUGUACUGCCUCGCUCUCAUCACUUCAACUGUCCAGUGUUCAUACAAUGAUGGUGAAAAUGGUUGAUAAUGAUGGAUGUUUUAUUCUAGUUGCAUUGUGCAGGUUCUAACAUUCAACUACAGCUACUGUCACAACUCCUGUCCUGACUGCAUUCAUCAAGGUUUACAGAAAAGACCUCCCCUAAUAAAACAAUAUUGCGCCCCUGCUGCUUUGCAAGGUUAUUGGGUCAUAUCCUGUAUUUUGCAAGUCCACCCGGGUUAUCAGGGCUGGACUGGGAAAAGGCCCGACAGAGCAGAUAAGCACCAGACUAGACGACCAGGGCUCCUCUGUCCUCUCCAUCAUCCCUCCAACCUCUGUCCAUCCGCCUGCUCCGUGGUUUAGACGAUGAUGCUGGAGCAACAGAGCUAGGGCAUUUUUAACUGAAGGGACUUCCUAAGAACCCGAUAACGGAACAAUACAGAGAUUAGAGCAAAGUUACAAAGCACAUUUCCCUCCUCCCUGUUACAUUUCCUCAAGUGACAUGGCUGUCUGGGACAAAUGACUGGGAAACAACUAAUGAAGUGGAACAAAGCAAUUGCUGAUAUCAGCAGUAGAAAUUAAUGUAACUUAACACCUUGUUUGGCCUGUAAACAUGACACGAUUGGACUGGGAGAUAAUUCAAUAAUAUUGUUUAUUUAAUAUUAGCAACAACAUAUUGAGAUGAUCUUAUCUUAUUGUUGUACAAAUUUAUGGCUUGAUUUAUAAUUAAAUUAAUGAUUUUGAGCAAACUGGUUGUUAAAGUUUUUGUUUAACAUGUAUGAAGAAUUAGGUCUCAUAUAUUGUAUAACACUGGAAAUGAAUUGCUUUAACAUCUGAUUAUUUUAUGUGUAAUUCUGCAUAUAUUUGUCUUUUCACUAAAUCUAUUAAUAUUGUGAUAUAUAUAUAUAUAUAUAUAUUAUAUACUGUAUACUAUUGGUAUACAGUAUACUGAUAGUGUAAAUACUUGUGGCAUGUUUAAUGUUUAAGUGUUUCUAUAUAUUUAUUUAUAUAACUGUUUUGUCUUUAAUAUGUUUUUGAUUGAACUAAUUAGCCCACAAUGAAAAACCAUUCAGUGCUUCCAGCUGCUUAAGCCAAUCUAAUGUUGCUGAUGGAUAGGAAUGUAUCCCAUGUGUAUAGCUUGCUAAAGAGGCCUGAAAUCUGAGAUGCUGAAUAAGUUAAACCAUUACAAACAUAGUGGCAGUUUAACUGGAGCUCAUAUUGCAAAAUAUGUGUCUUCAACGUCACUGUUUAUGUUUUUGUAAACCACCAUGGAAACAGGUGAAAACAAAAGUUUCUAUUUUUCAUCUGUAUUUCCUAAAAGAUCCAAUAAACUAAAGAAAAAACCGA